This is a messenger RNA of Oncorhynchus kisutch (coho salmon), 1249 nucleotides long. RefSeq names its product protein unc-50 homolog. The record is from RefSeq and is a predicted model, not a curated record. Gene Ontology annotation, cellular component: Golgi membrane. The coding region runs from base 115 to 885 and encodes 256 amino acids. The transcript has 6 exons. NCBI's taxonomy places the organism in Eukaryota, Metazoa, Chordata, Actinopteri, Salmoniformes, Salmonidae.
UCGAAGCGCCUCUUGGUCACUUACCGGAAGUUUCUACGUGUUCAGUUGUCCGGAAGAGCUAUUUUUUCUGAGGAAAAGGAACUUUCUUCUCAAAAUAAGAGGUUCAGUAGCACUAUGUUACCGACCACCUCGCCGCAGAACGGAAGCCUGAGUGCCCGCGAUGCGGCACGCCACACAGCUGGCGCCAAGCGCUACAAAUACCUGAGGAGGCUGCUGCACUUCAAAGCCAUGGACUUUGAGUUUGCCGUGUGGCAGAUGCUCUACCUGUUCACCUCCCCACAGAGAGUGUAUCGUAACUUCCACUACAGGAAGCAGACCAAGGACCAGUGGGCCAGAGACGACCCUGCCUUCCUGGUGUUACUCAGCAUCUGGCUCUGUGUGUCCACAGUGGGCUUUGGGCUGGUGCUGGACAUGGGCUUUGUGGAGACUCUGAAGCUGCUGCUGUGGGUGGUGUUCAUAGACUGCAUCGGCGUGGGCCUACUCAUCUCCACACUCAUGUGGUUCAUCACCAAUAAGUACCUGCUGAAGCCGCCCAGUAAGGACUAUGAUGUAGAGUGGGGCUACGCAUUCGAUGUGCAUCUCAAUGCCUUCUACCCCCUGCUUGUCAUCCUGCACUUCCUACAGCUCUUCUUUAUAAACCAUAUCGUAGUGAUAAACUCAGACUGGUUCCUGGGGUACUUUGUAGGGAACAGUCUGUGGUUGACAGCCAUCGGCUACUAUCUAUACAUUACAUUCCUGGGAUACAACGCCUUGCCCCAACUGCAGAACACAGUGGUUCUUCUCUACCCCUUCGCCCUGCUAGUUCUCCUCUACAUCCUCUCUCUCUCCCUGGGAUGGAACUUCACCAAGGGCCUCUGCUGGUUCUACAAGUACCGCGUCCAGUAGACACUCUGGAGUCAGGACCAGAGUUCACAGUCAGGUGGCUCUGAGGACUCAUGGACAAUGCUUUCAUUCUGGAAUGUGAUUGGAUGGGGUGAUGCAGUUUUGUAUACUUUGUAAAUAAUACUUUGGCUGUAAGAUACACACAUCGUGGAUUGUUUUUAAGAUUAUAUCUCGGUUUGUUUUCUUUUUUUAAAUAUGACGUACUGAAAAUCUUGUUUAUUGAAGAGAAAUAGAAGUAAAGUGAAGUGGUGAAUUUGUAUUUCAAUUGGACAAAGGGGCGUUUCUGAGUGUACAUUCCUGAGCACUUUCAAUAAAGAGGUUUUACUUCAUCCCCUUUUCAUUAACAGGAAAGUAAUGCAAUCUAAAA